Messenger RNA from Apis dorsata (giant honeybee), 808 nucleotides. Its product is annotated as protein SREK1IP1-like. NCBI's taxonomy places the organism in Eukaryota, Metazoa, Arthropoda, Insecta, Hymenoptera, Apidae. Gene Ontology annotation, molecular function: zinc ion binding; nucleic acid binding. The transcript has 2 exons. The coding region runs from base 250 to 702 and encodes 150 amino acids. The record is from RefSeq and is a predicted model, not a curated record.
AAUUAGACAAAGCGACUUAUAGAUGGCGUGUAUUUAAGUAUGACGUGUACAAAUAUGGCGUCCAAGUACUAGCUGCUUGAUGUAUAAUUUCUAUAACUGAUAUUUAAUUUUAUUUAUUUACUAUGUAACAAGUGAUAUCGCUAUAUUACAUAGUUUUAUACAUUGUUAUUUAAAAAAAACCAUAAAUAAGACUGAAAACUUUUACUUGUGCAUAAUAGUUGUACAUUAGUGGUUACUUAUUACUUAGGUAUGGAUCCAGAAUUUCUUUCUAGAUUAAUACCACAAAACAAAGAACAUGUACGUCCAGCAUGCAAAAAGUGUGGAUAUGCUGGACAUCUUACAUACCAAUGUCGUAAUUUUAUUAAAGUUGAUCCAAACAAAGAGAUUGUUUUGGAUGUUAGCAGUACUAGUUCUGAUAGUGAUGAAAAUUAUGUGACUCCUUUGACUGAAUUACGUGAAAAGGAAUUAAAAAAGAAGUUACAGGAAGCUAAGAAGAAACACAAAGAAAAGAAAGGUAAAAAAAAAUCUAAGAAACGUAAAAGAUCAACACCAAGUGACAGUGAAUCAGACACAGAAGUUUCUAGUAAUGAAGAGAGGAAACAUAAACAUAAAAAGAAAAAAAAGAAAUUAAAACAUAAAAAACAAAAGAAACAGAAAAAAGAUAAUUUAUCAGAAACUGAUAGUGACGAUAAAAAAAGAUAAUUUCUUUUCAUUUGCAUCCACCCGAAUGUAUAUAUUUUAUUCAAAUUAUAAAUACAAUGUACAUAAGUAAUAUUAUACUGUUUGUAAAUAAACGUGUAUAAAAUUA